Messenger RNA from Rubroshorea leprosula, 853 nucleotides. Lineage: Eukaryota; Viridiplantae; Streptophyta; Magnoliopsida; Malvales; Dipterocarpaceae. The record is from the annotation of a GenBank genome assembly.
GCAAAAUACAAAUUCAUUGGAGAAAAUGGAACAAGUAACGGUGUUGGGAUCUUGGCCUAGUCCAUAUGCAUACAGGGUGUUAUGGGCACUUGAACUCAAGGGUGUGGAAUACGAAUAUGUAGAAGAAGAUCUACUCAACAAGAGCGACAUGCUUUUGAAGUACAAUCCAAUCCUCAAGAAGAUUCCGGUUCUUAUUCACGCCGGAAAACCCAUCGUCGAGUCUCCGGUCAUUAUUGAGUAUAUUGAGGAGACGUGGCCGCAGAAUCCCCUGCUUCCCCAAGAUCCCUAUGAGAAGGCUAUGGCGCGGUUCUGGACCAAAUUCUGUGAUGACAAGGGACUUGCAUUCACGUUAUUCUUCAUCGGCGUCGGAGAGGAACAGCAGAAGGCAGCGAAGGAAGUAAGGGAGGCACUGAAGACGAUUGAAGAGAAAGCCCUCGGCGAGAAGAAAUUUCUUGGUGGCGACGAAAUCGGCAUGGCAGAUCUCGCCUGGGGAGUCCUCGCUACCUCCCUCGGGGUUAUCGAACAAAUCGUGGGGAUGACGAUAUUUGACGCCGAGAGCUUCCCUCGCCUGCAUCGUUGGGCUCAGAACUUCAGAGAGCAUCCCGUGAUCAGUAAAAACCUCCCCGAACUGGAGAAAUUGCUGGUUAAUUACACCCGCAAGAGGGAGAUGUAUCUUGAUACCAAAAUAGCUUGAGUUUUUUCCUUUUUCUUUGAUUUUGAGGUUGUGUACUCGUUUUUUCUACAUUUCUAUAUUUUUCUUGUUAUAUUUUAUGAGAAUAUUGAAAGAGAAAAGUGGAAAUCACUAUGUCUGUUGAUGAAAUUGUUAAAAUAUUAUUAAAUUUAAAUGUGUGUA